Molecule: messenger RNA, 876 nt
Organism: Striga asiatica
Lineage: Eukaryota; Viridiplantae; Streptophyta; Magnoliopsida; Lamiales; Orobanchaceae
Source: the annotation of a GenBank genome assembly
AUGUCUCCUGGCUUGGCUGUUGUCACCGUCGUUUUCUUGGCAGCUUUUGGAUGCUCGACAUCUCCCACACCUUCAUUCAAGGCCCAACCCGGGCUCCUUAUCGACGUCUCGUACGGAAAAAAUGCCUCCGUCAUGCUCGAGACUAUUUGCCUUAUUCGAAAACGUGAUCGGCUAUGCCGUCGGAGCCGCCGACACACUCACUUGCCGGAAUAUUUUACCAAAAAUCUUGAUCCUGAAAAAAUGAACAAAUCAUUUCCCGUUGUUUUUCUUCUCUUAUCCGUACACCAAUAUUCCGGCAAUGCGCAAUUCCUUGGUGUGCCUUCCCCAGCAUCGUCCACGAUCUCGGCCACCCACUCUCCGAUGUCGACACAUUCUCCGUCCAGCAAGCAUCCCCGUCACAGCUUUCGUCGCGCUCUCACUCUUCAACCAUUUCUUCGGCAGUGCCAACGUGCUCUUCAGAGACAAGCGAGUCUCACAGCUUCCGUCUCUUUCUCUGGUACAGGUUCUGGCGGUAUCACUAAGUGUGUCUUCUCCGAGUCCAUCUCAGAUGACGACCUCUCCGCCUACCCCGACGAGUUUCCUGGAAGCGGAGGCUCCAGUUACGGCCACUCCGUCGGUCGGUGUUCUUCGAGUUCUGCAACAUCGAUUGGAGGGUGCACGAAUAUAGUUUUCCAGAAAUUGUGUUGUUUUUGUAGUUUUGCUGAGACGGAGCAUGGGGAGGUGACUUUUCCGGAGAUAAGCACAGCUAUUCUGGAGAAGAUUUGUCAGUACUUUUACUGGUCUCUUCAAUAUGCCAGUGGCAAGGAAACUGAGUUCCACAUUGAACCAGAGCUGACUUUGGAACUCAUGAUGGCGGCUAAUUAUCUGCAUACAUAA